Molecule: messenger RNA, 2907 nt
Organism: Botrytis cinerea B05.10
Lineage: Eukaryota; Fungi; Ascomycota; Leotiomycetes; Helotiales; Sclerotiniaceae
Exons: 3
Coding region: 457-2604 (715 amino acids)
Biological process (GO): carbohydrate metabolic process
Source: RefSeq, a predicted model, not a curated record
GGGACAUGGGAGACCACUUAGUUCCUGUAUAUUUCAGGAAAUUGUCCAUAAGUACAACGACCUUGUUUGCCAAGGCAGAUAAAUUAUAAGUGCAAAAUUCCAACCGGUCGUUGUUUUACUUUCCUUUACAACUAGAUGCAUAGAAGUGUGUCAUUACAUUCAUUAUAUUACCAUUCCUUCUUUCUCUUGACUCUUUAACUCUAGUGGACUUUUUGUUGGGUCAUUCGUUCUUUCUUGCUUCUAUCUUCUGAGAAUCGGUAUUUUGUUGCUAAUUUCGCGGAUCGCUCACGAUUAUCAGUAGCUAGAUAAUUGGAAGAAAUCCCCAAUACAUCAUUCAUUUAUAACUCACCAAUUCAAGCAUUUGUUAUUUUCUGGGCCUUUACCUCCUUCUUUCAAUCAGUAUACAUUACCAGCGUUUACUUGUAUCAUAAUUCUUUUGUUAAUGUUACCAUAAUCAUGGUUUCUAUUCAUUUCAUUCUUCUAGGAGUUCUCUCGACAGUCAUCACACAAAGUUAUGCUCAAGGGACAUUUACGCCUGAGAGGCCGCCUGCUGUUCCUUUGAUGGUCAAAUCGCCUUAUCUGAAUAGUUGGCAAAACUUUGGAACUAACGCUCGUGAUUAUAAAAAUGGCAAUAGUCUUGCUUUGCGAUGGAGUACCUUCUGGCACAACCAAAUCACGGGAAUGACAGGAAUUGUAAUGGUAGAUGGUGAAUCAUUGACUUGGAUGGGGUAUCCUUUCGCAGCUGACAACACUACUCUACUAAAAUCUGCCAAGCAGUCGUCUUUUGAAUAUACCUCUACAAAGAGUAUUUUUACUUUUGAUGUAGGGGGAAAAAUUAAUUUGACGGCUACGUUUUUAUCACCUCUUAACCCGCAAGAUUUGAAACAACAAUCUUUGACUAUGGCAUAUUUACAUGUGGAUGUGGUGUCUACGGAUGGGAACACUCAUGAUGUGUCGGUUUAUGCAGAUAUUUCGGCUGAAUGGAUUUCUGGUGAUCGAACUACUACGGCGCAAUGGGAUUAUGGAGUGACAGAUGAUAAAGUUGCAUAUCAUAGAGUCUAUCGACAAGAGCAACUAGCAUUUACUGAAAUCAACGAGCAAGCCGAAUGGGGAUAUUGGUAUUGGGCCACUCAAGAUAAUACCAAUAUCACAUAUCAAUCUGGGGCAGACAAAUUUGUUCGGGCUGCUUUUCAAAACAAUGGAAAGCUUCCAAAUACUAAAGACUGGAAUUUUCGAGCAAUAAAUGAUGAGUUUCCGACGUUUGGUUUUGCUAAGAAUUUUGGAUCGCUGUUCACGACGGUUCAGGAGGUAGUAUUUGUGUUGGGAUUGGCCCAGAAAGAUGCAAUUCAGUUUGAUGGAAGCGGUGGUAAUACUACAUUGCCAUCCUUAUGGACAUCAUAUUUUGCUACUGACACCGAUGCGUUGUCAUUUUUCUACAACGAAUGGGACACAUCCUACAGCUGCUCCAAUGCUUUCGACAAAAUGAUUCGUCAAGACUCCCUUGAUUUUGGUGGCCAAGAUUACUUGACUAUCACCUCCCUAUCCGCACGACAAGCAUUCGCCGCAACUCAACUCGUAGGUAAUUCCUCAAACCCAUACCUCUUCGUCAAAGAGAUAUCCUCCGACGGCAACGUCCAAACUGUCGACGUGCUGUUUCCAAUGCACCCUAUCCUUCUCUAUACCAACCCACUUCUUCUCAAACUAGCCCUCAAGCCUCUGUUUGAAAACCAAGAAACAGGUCGCUAUCCCAACACCUACAGUAUGCACGAUCUCGGUUCUGCCUACCCUAAUGCUACUGGUCAUUCCGCCGGAGAUGAUGAGGAAAUGCCAUUGGAGGAGUGCGGAAACAUGCUUAUCAUGUCCCUUUCUUACUUCCGCGCUUCCAAUGAUACAGAAUUUUUGAACGAUCAUUAUGAAAUUUUGGAUCAAUGGACUCAAUACCUGGUUGCUUCUGCGCUGAUUCCCGCGAAUCAACUGAGCACAGAUGAUUUUGCCGGUAAAUUGGUUAAUCAGACAAAUCUGGCGUUAAAGGGUAUCAUUGGGAUUAAAGCGAUGGCCGAAAUUGCUUCUUUGACCUCUCAUUCUGAUGUUUCGGCAAAUUACAGCUCCAUUGCUCAGGAAUAUGUGGAACAGUGGAUACAUCUCGCAGUUGCAAAUACUACGAGCUCUUCCGAUUCUUCACCAAUGCUUGCCCAUACAUCACUCAACUACGCGAAUCCUUCAUCCUAUUCUCUCCUCUAUAAUCUCUUCCCAGAUAAACUCCUCUCUUUGAACCUUAUUCCUCAAUCUAUUUACGACAUGCAAUCCGCCUUCUACCCAUCAGUAAUGAACACCUACGGUGUUCCACUAGACUCGAGACAUGAAUGGACGAAAAGUGAUUGGAACAUUUGGUGUGCAUCUAUUGCAUCGGAGCAGACGAAGAUAGAAAUGAUAGGGAAUGUUGCAAAGUUUGUGGGAAUGAGUGAAUCGGGAGUAGCGUUGACGGACUUCUAUGAUACAAAGACAGCGGAAUUGGCGGACUUUGAUGCUCAUUUUAUCGCAAGGCCGGUUGUGGGUGGGCAUUAUGCAGGAUUGGCUUUGAAGAAAUUGGGAUUUGGAGUGUAGAAGUGAGGUGAUGGAAGAAGUAAGAGCAUAAUUAGAAUUGAGGGAUGGAUGCCACUGGAUGCUAGAAAUUCAGUUUGUAUUACUUAGAAGUCUAUUUUUCAUUUUUAUCUUGUUUUGGGAGUUAGGAGUUGAAAAUCAGCGUGUAAUAUCUAGACAAGCAUUGGAAUUGGAGCGGGAGCGGGAGAAAACUUGAGAUAGCUAUUAGAGGACUCGCCAUUAGACGAGUCAGUAUACCUCAAUGUAAAAACAAAUCAGCGCGCUUCAUUUUAUCCUUCAAUGCUGAUAUGACAAUAUACUUGUGCA